Balaenoptera acutorostrata (minke whale) is the source of this 3498-nucleotide messenger RNA. It is a transcript of the gene ZFP69B, whose product is annotated as ZFP69 zinc finger protein B. NCBI's taxonomy places the organism in Eukaryota, Metazoa, Chordata, Mammalia, Artiodactyla, Balaenopteridae. Bases 1034 to 2332 code for a protein of 432 amino acids. The transcript has 5 exons. Gene Ontology annotation, biological process: negative regulation of transcription by RNA polymerase II; regulation of cytokine production; regulation of immune system process. The record is from RefSeq and is a predicted model, not a curated record.
GAGGAAAUCUGAAUAUGGACUGAAUAUUUAGAUGAUCCUAUGGAAUUAUUGUUAACUCUCUGAAGUGUGAUAAUUGGUAUCAUGGUUAUGCAGGAGAAGAUUCUUUGAAGUAUUUAGGGAGGAAGUAUCAUGAUGUCUGCAACUUUGAAAUGGUUCAGAAAAAAAUAUAGAUAGAUGAAACAAAUAUGGCAAAUGUUAACGAUCAUUUAGUGUGUUAGAUAUAUGGGUGUUCAAUAUUCAUGAUAAAAAGUUAAGGGAAAAAUACAAGGAUAAUAAUUCAUGUGCCUUAAUUGCUAGUUCAUAUUUUUAAUACGUCAAAUUUCAGCCAGUAUUUCUUGAAUUCUAGCAGCCUGGCAUAAUUUAGUUGUGCUUAAGUAGCAGAUGGGAAAAAAUGAACCAGAUACAGUUUCUAUGCAUAUACUCAUACUAAUACUCAAUUGACAGUGAUAAGUAUAAAAAUAAAUAUAAUAGGAGGCAGCCUGAGAUAGAUACCAGUGUAGAGAUAAAAACCAAGCGUUGGAGGAAUACAGGGGAGAGGAAGCUUUCCUCUCAUUAAGGGUCUCUGAGAAAACUUCACUCGAACUGGUCUAGAAGGAUACCUCAGUUUUUCACUGAGUAGGACUUGGGGGAAAGUACUGAGGUGGGUGCUAUCCAGGUAUGUUCAAAGAAUGGUGAAUAGGAUUAUGUGGUGGGUGUGUCCAGAGGAUGAAGGAUGGUGUUUAGAGGCAGGUAAUACUUGAAGAAGCAGCUUUGGACUGGUUGUGGAGGAUCUUGAAGUCUAUGGUAAAGUGUUUGGAUUUUUCUUUCUUGACAGUGAGGAACCUUUGAGGAUUUUUGUACAAAGGAAUGGCCUGUUCUGCUAUCUCAGGAUGCUGAUGAGACCCGGGGAGAAAGUUUUAAGGAUGAAGUGACAUCUGGGUCCCUGACUGCAGAAUCCCAGGAACUGUUAACCUUCAAAGACAUAUCUGUGGACUUCACCCAGGAGGAGUGGGGGCAGCUGGCCCCUGCUCACCGGAAUCUGUACCGGGAGGUGAUGCUGGAGAACUAUGGGAACCUGGUCUCAGUGGGAUAUCAGCUUUCCAAACCUGGUGUGAUUUCCCAGUUGGAGAAGGGAGAAGAACCAUGGCUGAUGGAGAGAGAGAUUUCAGGAGGUCCAAGUCCAGACUUGGAAGAUGAAACAGAAACCAAAGAGUCAGUCUUAAAGAAUGACAUCUCAUGGGAAGAAUUACACCAUGACCUGAUGAUGGAAAGGUCCACAAGAGGAAGCACCUUGGUUUCCACAUUGGGAAGGGUCUCCAAAUGUCAUAAGUUAGAAAACCACCAGGAGAACCAAGGGAUGGGUGCAGGGCAAAUCCCCUUGAUCCACAAGAAAACACUCACGCAGGAGAGCGGCCAAGAAUCUAACAGAUGUGUGAAAAGUAUUAAUGUGUGCUCAAAAGUUAUUCCAGGACCAAUAGAUCCUCCAAGAAAAAGACACCAUAAAUAUGACAUAUCUAGAAAGAAAAGUAGAUGCAAUUUAGGUUUGAUUAAUCAUUCAAGGAAUUAUACAAGAAUGAAAACCUUUGAAUGUAAUAUUUGUGAGAAAAUCUUCAAACAGCUCAUUCAUCUUACAGAACACAUGAGAAUUCAUACUGGAGAGAAACCUUUCAGAUGUAAAGAAUGUGGAAAAGCCUUUAGCCAAAGUUCAUCCCUUAUUCCACAUCAGAGAAUCCAUACUGGCGAGAAACCCUAUGAGUGUAAAGAAUGCGGGAAAACCUUCAGACAUCCAUCAUCUCUUACUCAACAUGUUAGAAUUCAUACUGGGGAGAAACCCUAUGAAUGUGGUGUAUGUGAGAAAGCAUUCAGCCAGAGCAUUGGGCUGAUCCAGCAUCUGAGAACUCAUGUCAGAGAGAAACCUUUUACAUGCAAAGACUGUGGAAAAGCAUUUUUCCAGAUUAGACACCUCAGGCAACAUGAGAUUAUUCAUACUGGUGUGAAACCCUAUAUUUGUAAUGUAUGCAGUAAAACCUUCAGCCACAGCACAUACCUAACUCAACACCAGAGAACUCAUACUGGGGAAAGACCAUAUAAAUGUAAGGAAUGUGGGAAAGCCUUUAGCCAGAGAAUACAUCUUUCUAUCCAUCAAAGAGUCCAUACUGGAGUGAAACCGUAUGAAUGCAGUCAUUGUGGGAAAGCCUUCAGGCAUGAUUCGUCCUUUGCUAAACAUCAGAGAAUUCAUACUGGAGAAAAACCAUAUGAUUGUAAUGAAUGUGGAAAAGCCUUCAGCUGUAGUUCAUCACUUAUUCGACAUUGCAAAACACAUUUAAGAAAUUCCUUCAGCAAUGAUAUGUGAAAUAUGUUCAACAUCAAAGAAUCCCCAAAUUGGAGCAAAAGCCUCUAAAUCUGUGGUUUUCUGAGUUUUGGAUUCCAAGAACCAAUAAUUUUUUUUAAUGGUUUGACCCAAUGUUACAACUAUUAAUUUUGCCGUAUUAAAAAAAAACUACCUAUUAUACGCAUUGUUUCAGAAAAGAAAGGGCAUUUUAAUAUUUAAAAGUACAGGAAGGAUAUAUUCAUAGAGAACAGCCCUUUACAUUGAAUUAAAUUGGCUUUAUGAAAAUCUCCCAAAUUUGUCUUUAUUUUUCUCAUUUCACUGUGGGCCAGUGAAACCAUCACAACAGGCCAGUGAUCUGUGAUUGGCUUUGAGAGUCACUGUUUUAAAUAUCCCUUUAAUGAAUCAGAAUAAAAUAUAAUAUUUACUAUAGCCCUUUAUAUGGCUAGAAGAGGUAUAAAUAGAAAUGUCAGUUGUCUCAUUUCUAGAAGAAAUAAUGUUAAAGGGAGUUUUCUAGACUUGAUAGAUAAUCUGCUAUACAUGAGAUACUUAUAUUUUAUGGUUUUCUAUAGAGAGGAAUUGGCAAACUUUUUCUAUAAAGGGCCAGAUAGUAAAUAUGUUAGGUGUUGUAGGCCAUAUGGCCUCUGUCAGAACUACUCAACUCUACCAUUUUAGUGCAAAAGCAUCCAGAGACAAUAUAUAAAUCAGGGUAUCUCAAUCUUGGCACUGCUGAUAUUUUGGAGCCAGAUACUUUGUUAUGGGCAGCCAUCCUGUGCAUUGUAGGGUGUUUAGCAGCAUCCCUGGCCACUGGAUGCCAGUAGUCCCCUCAUCCAUUGUGACGACCAAAACUUUCCCCACAUUGCUAGAUGUCCCCUGGAGGGCAAGGUAGUUGCUAGUUGAGAACCACUGACAAAUGAAUGGGUGUAGCUGUGUUCCAAUAAGCUUUAUUUAAAAGACAAGUUUGAGUUGCAUUUAGCCCGAGGGUUGUAGUUUGCCACUCCUGCUACAGAGUAUGUAAAAUGAUUAAUACUGACAAUGGACUGUCAUUUAAUUUCCAAUUUGUAUGUUUGUUUAUAUCAUCUAUGCCAAAAAUCUUAUUUCCUUACCAAUUCCUUUGGUAUUUUGUUGCAAAAAGUUUUUUUUUUUUAUCACAAUUGUAAUGCUGUUGUGGAAGCCUAGGAAUUAUUUAU